This is a messenger RNA of Aquila chrysaetos chrysaetos, 12175 nucleotides long. It is a transcript of the gene IGFN1, whose product is annotated as immunoglobulin like and fibronectin type III domain containing 1. The transcript is spliced from 25 exons. NCBI's taxonomy places the organism in Eukaryota, Metazoa, Chordata, Aves, Accipitriformes, Accipitridae. The coding region runs from base 419 to 10984 and encodes 3521 amino acids. The record is from RefSeq and is a predicted model, not a curated record. Gene Ontology annotation, molecular function: protein binding.
AGGCUAACAGCCCUGUGACAGGCUUCACCUACCAGAGGGAGAGGGCGAGAGAGAGAUUAAGUGUGAGAGAAGGGGAGGCAGAAGGCGAGACAGAGGGAGCAGCUGAGAAGGAUCCUAGGGACCCAGUACUGAUCCCACAGCUGAGCACUGACUGCAGAAAGGACUCGGGUGUGGUGCAGCUUUGACAGCACUCAGGGUAGAAGACCUCUGUGGUGGCACACACAGAUCGCUAAUAUCUGUGACCAAGAGACCUGUUGAACAGCUAUGAAGAGCGCUGUGGUUUGAGUUAACAGACAAAGCCACCGUGGUCUGGGAGACUCAGUAUUGACAUCGAGCAGGAUCAUCUCCUCAGAACCUCAACCUGUAAGGAGAACCUGUAGUCUGUUUGUGCUGACCAUAGGCAGCUGAGCAAAGCAUCAUGACAAGCCAUCAGGCAGUAAAAUCUUUCAAGAAAUCUUCUGUCCCAGGAGUUAUUAUCACCCAGUUUGUAGACGAUAUUCCAAAUGGAUGCAGUACACCUGACUUUGAGCGGAAACCUGUCACUCUGACAUUGCAGGAAGGUAAAAAUGCCAUUUUCAGAGCUGUGGUCAAAGGUGUCCCAACCCCUGAAGUGAAAUGGACGCGUAUGCAAGGAGGAAUGGAUGAUCCUGCCAAAUAUGAAACAUUCUUCAAUAACGUUACAAAUGAAUUCAUUCUGCAGAUAAACAAACUCACUACAGAUGACAGCGAUUUGUAUCGUUGCUUUGCUGUGAAUGAAUAUGGGGAAGCUGCAUGCUCUGCUGGCCUCAGGAUCAUACAAGUUGGCUUUAAGAGGAAAGCGAGAUAUGUUCCUGUUCACCCUGCUGAUGAGUUAAAGAAGAAGCUUCAGGACUUCAGGAAGCUGCUGAGGAAGCGGGCCCCAGCACCAAAACCAAAACCCUUGGACAAAGAAGCAGUCUGGCAACUGUUGCUGCAUGCAGAUAGGAGAGAUUAUGAGAAAAUCUGCAUGAAAUAUGGAAUUGUUGACUUCCGUGGGAUGCUGAGAAAGCUGCAGGAGAUGAGGAAGGACACAGAAAGUGAACAAGGAGAGUUACUACACAGUAUCAGAAACUUCGAACACAUCAAAGUCAACAAGGAUGGAAAAGCUACAUUCAGUCUGGUGAUGGACCUGAAAAAUCAUAACAGCAAAGUUUAUCUGCUUAAGGAUGGUGAGAGGCUCAGAUAUGGAACAGGGGAUGAAUACAGAAAGCACUGCCUGAGGCGAAUUGGAAAAAGGUAUAGCUUCAUUGUCAACGAUGUGCAGCCAGAAGAUGCAGGCGUGUAUCAAGUCAGAGUGGAGGACAUACCUGUUUUCUCAACUGAACUGGAUGCUGAAUCCAUCCCUGUGAGAUUUCAGCAGCCACUCAGUGAUGUGCGUUGUCCUGAGGAAGAAGAUGCUGUCUUUGAUUGUAUCCUACGCACACCCUGUUACGAUGCUGUGUGGCUACACAAAACCCACCUCCUUGAGGGAAGUGAGAAGCACCAGAUCUCCGUAACACCUGAUGGUCUGACCCACCAGCUGAUUAUCAGAAAUGUUGUGCCCUCUGACAAUGGCAUGUACACCCUCGACACUGGACUCUGCUCCUCAAAUGCCUGGCUUAUUGUAGAGUAUGCCAAAGGAAAGAGGAGACAGGGUGAAGGAGAUGAAAGACAGAAAUCUGAGUGGCUGAAAGAAACAUUGCCAGAUAAAGACAGGGCUAAGAAACUUCGACGCAGAGAAUAUGUUGGUGAUGAAGAUCAUCUUAUGGACACUGACGUGGAAAAAGAUGGCUGGUAUAGAAAUGGUCAAAUUGGCAGUGAAGGACACUCCACUGAUGUUGAUGGAAACCAUAGAUUUUUGGGAAAAGAUGAGCUACACGGACCCCACAGAAAUAGAAGGAUGGGGUUUGGGCAGUUUUCUGGAGCAGAACUAGGUGGAGACUCAAUGACAAAUGAUGAUAGUAACUUUGGAUUAAAAGGCUUAGGAGGCAAAACUGGAUUAAGGCCUUUCCGUGGCAAGGAUUCUAUGACAGGCAGAGCAGAUACUGGUGAUGAAUUAGGAGGAGCAGGUGAAUGGUAUUCUGCGGAUGGCAGAGAUGAUGGUAUGGUGGAUGCUGUUAACAUUGACAUGGAUAAUGGAGAAGGAGUGCGCUCUCAGCAUGGCAAGGAUGGUAAAUUAGGUGAUAGUAGGUACAGAGCUGGCUUUGGAGGUGUUGGGAGAUUAGGUGCUACUGAUGGAAGUUCUGUGUUAAACAGACUUGAUCCUGAUUCAACAGGAGUGGGAGAUGGUAAGGGUGGUAAGGGUGACCUGUUAAGUAGGACUAGUCCAGGGACUGGAGCUAGAAAAAAUGCUGCAGGUGCUGAGAUUGCAGGAGGAAUGAAGUCCCCCUAUGGCAAGGAUGGUCUGCCCACUGUACUUGAUAUGAAUGGAGCAAAUAUAAACAGAGAAGGACAAAUAGGGACGCCAUACGGCAAGGAUGGCCCGACACUUCAUGCCAGCGGUCAUUUAGGGCAGGAAGGAAGGUCUGACUUGCUCGAUAGCCCAGGGCUUCUUCCAGCUGGACAUGGGGCUAUAUCUGGUGCAGGUGGCAGUUCUAUAGGGGAAAUGGAGGCUCCGUAUGGUCCAGAUGGUCGGACAGUUGGAGCAAGUAUUGGCGGUGCUGCUGUAGCUGGUGCAGGGGCUGUUGGGUCUCCGUAUGGAAAGGAUGGUCUCCCCACUGCGACUGGCAUUGGUGGUGCUGGCAUAGCUGGUGUAGGAGGAGUUUGGUCUGCAUAUGGAAAGGAUGGUUUCCCCGCUGGGGCUGGCAUUGGUGGUGCUGGCGUAGCUGGUGUAGGGGGAGUUGGGUCUCCCUAUGGAAAGGAUGGUCUCCCAGCUGGAGCAGGUGUUGGUGUUGCUAGUGCAGGGGGAGUUGGAUCUCCCUAUGGAAAGGAUGGUCUCCCAGCUGGGGUUGGUGUUGGUGGUGCUGGUGCAGCUGGUGCAGAGGGAAUUGCAUCUCCCUAUGGAAAGGACGGUCUCCCAGCUGGAGCAGGCGUUGGUGUUGCUGGAGCAGGUGGAGUUGGGUCUCCCUAUGGAAAGGAUGGUCUCCCAGCUGGAGCAGGCAUUGGUGUUGCUGGCGUAGCUGGCGUAGGGGGAGUUGGGUCUCCCUAUGGAAAAGAUGGUCUCCCAGCUGGGGCUGGCAUGGGUGGUGCUGGUGUAGCUGGUGUAGGGGGAGUUGGGUCUCCCUAUGGAAAGGAUGGUCUCCCAGCUGGGGCUGGCAUUGGUGGUGCUGGUGUAGCUGGUGCAGGUGGAGUUGGGUCUCCCUAUGGAAAGGAUGGUCUCCCAGCUGGGGCUGUCAUUGGUGGUGCUGGUGUAGCUGGUUCAGGGGGAGUUGGGUCUCCCUAUGGAAAGGAUGGUCUCCCAGCUCGGGCUGGCAUUGGUGGUGCUAGUGUAGGUGGUGCAGGGGGAGUUGGGUCUCCCUAUGGAAAGGAUGGUUUCCCAGCUGGUACUGGUGUAGGUGGUGCAGGGGGAGUUGGGUCUCCCUACGGAAAGGAUGGUCUUCCAGCUGGGGCUAGCAUGGGUGGUGCUGGUGUAGCUGGUGUAGGGGGAGUUGGGUCUCCCUAUGGAAAGGAUGGUCUCCCAGCUGGGGCUGGCAUUGGUGGUCCUGGCGUAGCUGGUGUAGGGGGAGUUGGGUCUCCCUAUGGAAAGGAUGGUCUCCCAGCUGGGGCUGGCAUUGGUGGUACUGGGGUAGGUGGUGCAGGGGGAGUUGGGUCUCCCUAUGGAAAGGAUGGUCUCCCAGCUGGGGCUGUCAUUGGUGGUCCUGGCGUAGCUGGUGCAGGGGGAGUUGGGUCUCCCUAUGGAAAGGAUGGUCUCCCAGCUCGGGCUGGCAUUGGUGGUACUGGGGUAGGUGGUGCAGGGGGAGUUGGGUCUCCCUAUGGAAAGGAUGGUCUCCCAGCUGGGGCUGUCAUUGGUGGUCCUGGCGUAGCUGGUGCAGGGGGAGUUGGGUCUCCGUAUGGAAAGGAUGGUCUCCCAGCUGGGGCUGUCAUUGGUGGAGCUGGUGUAGCUGGAGCAGGUGGAGUUGGGUCUCCCUAUGGAAAGGAUGGUCUCCCAGCUGGGGCUGGUGUUGGUGGGGCUGGUGUAGCUGGAGCAGGUGGAGUUGGGUCUCCCUAUGGAAAGCAUGGUCUCCCAGCUGGGGCUGUCAUUGGCGGUGCUGGUAUAGCUGGUGCAGGGGUAUUUGCAUCUCCCUAUGGAAAGGAUGGUCUCCCAGCUGGAGCAGGUGUUGGUGGGGCUGCAGUUGGUGUUUUUGGAGGUAUUGGAUCUCCCUAUGGAAAAGAUGGUCUCCUAGCUGGGAAUGGCAUUGGUGGUGCUGGUGUAGAUGGUGCAGGGGGAGUUUGGUCUCCCUGUGGAAAGGAUGGUCUCCCAGCUGGGGCUGGUGUUGGUGGGGCUGGUAUAGAUGGUGCAGGGGGAUUUGCGUCUCCCUAUGGAAAGGAUGGUCUCACACCUGGGGCUGGUGCUGGUGGUACUGGUGUAGCUGGUGCAGGGGGAUUUGGAUCUCCCUAUGGAAAGGAUGGCCUCCCUGCUGGAGCAGGUGUUGGUGGGGCUGCAGUUGGUGUUUUUGGAGGUAUUGAAUCUCCUUAUGGAAAGGAUGGUCUUCCAGCUGGAGUAGGUGUUGGUGGUGUUGGUGUAGCUGGUGCAGGGGGAGUUGGGUCUCCCUGUGGAAAGGAUGGUCUCCCACCUGGGGCUGGCUUUGGUGGUGCUGGUGUAGCUGGUGCAGGGGGAGUUGGGUUUCCCUAUGGGAAAGAUGGUCUUCCAGCUGGAACAGACAUUGGUGGUGCUGGUGCAGGGGCUGUUCAGCAUCUGUAUGGAAAGGAUAGUGUUCCAACUGGUGCAGGUGUCAGUGGUGGUGGUGUAGCAUGUUUUGGAGGUAUUGGAUCUCCCUAUGGAAAAGAUGGUCUUCCAGCUCAAGCAGGCAUUGGUGCUGGUGUAGGUGGUGCAUGGGAAGUUGGAUCUCCCUAUGGAAAGGAUGGUCUUCCAGCUGGGGCAGGCGUUGCUGGUGGUGCUGGUGGUGAAGGGGGUUUUGGGUCUCCAUGUGGAAAGGAUGGUGUUCCAGCUGUGGCUGGUGCAGGUGUAGGUGGUGCAGCGGCAUUGGGGUCUACCUGUGGAAAGGAUGGUCUCCCAGCUGGAGCAGGUGUUGGUGGUAGAGCUGGUGCAGGAGGAGUUGGGUCUCCCUAUGGAAAGGAUGGUCUCCCAGCUGGCACUGGUGUUGGUGGUGCUGGUGUAGCUGGUGCAGGGGGAGUUGGGUCUCCUUAUGGAAAAGAUGGUGUCCCAGUUGGAGCAGGUGUUGGUGGAAUAGCUGGUGCAGGUGGAGUUGGGUCUCCCUAUGGAAAACAAGGUCUCCCAGCUGGGACUGGCAUUGGUGGUGCUGCUGUAGCUGGUGCAGGGGGAGUUGCGUCUCCGUGUGGAAAGGAUGGUCACCCAGCUGGGGCUGCAGUAGCUGGUGCUGGUAUAGCUGGUGCAGGGGGAGUUGGGUCUCCCUAUGGAAAGGAUGGUCUCCCAGCUCGGGCUGGCAUUGGUGGUGCUAGUGUAGCUGGUGCAGGGGGAGUUGGGUCUCCCUAUGGAAAGGAUGGUCUCCCAGCUAGUGCUCGUGUAGCUGAUGCAGCUGGUGCAGGGGUAUUUGCAUCUCCCUAUGGAAAGGAUCAUCUCCCAGCUGGGGCUGGGCCUGGUGCUACUGGUGUAGGUGGUGCAGGGAGAGUUGGGUCUCCCUAUGGAAAGGAUGGUCUCCCAGCUAGUGCUGGUGUAGCUGAUGCAGCUGGUGCAGGGGUAUUUGCAUCUCCCUAUGGAAAGGAUCAUCUCCCAGCUGGGGCUGGGCCUGGUGCUACUGGUGUAGGUGGUGCAGGGAGAGUUGGGUCUCCCUAUGGAAAGGAUGGUCUCCCAGCUGGAGGAGGUGGUGGUGGUGUAGCGGGUGUAGUGGGAGUUGGGUCUCCAUAUGGAAAGGAUGGUCUCCCAGCUGGGGCUGGGCCUGGUGCUACUGGUGUAGGUGGUGCAGGGGGAGUUGGGUCUCCCUAUGGAAAGGAUGGUCUCCCAGCUGGAGGAGGUGUUGGUGGUGUAGCGGGUGUAGGUGGAGUUGGGUCUCCCUAUGGAAAGGAUGGUCUCCCAGCUGGGGCUGGCAUUGGUGGUGCUGGUGUAGCUGGUGCAGGGGGAGUUGGGUCUCCCUAUGGAAAAUAUGGUCUCCCAGCUGGGGCUGGCAUGGGUGGUGCUGGUGUAGCUGGUGUAGGGGGAGUUGGGUCUCCCUAUGGAAAAGAUGGUCUCCCAGCUGGGGCUGGCAUGGGUGGUGCUGGUGUAGCUGGUGUAGGGGGAGUUGGGUCUCCCUACGGAAAUGAUGGUCUCCCAGCUGGGGCUGGCAUUGGUGGUGCUGGUGUAGCUGGUGCAGGGGGAGUUGGGUCUCCCUAUGGAAAGGAUGGUCUCCCAGCUGGGGCUGGUAUUGGUAGUGGUGGUAUAGCUGGUGGAGGGAGAGUUGGGUCUCCUUACGGAAAUGAUGGUCUCCCAGCUGCAGCUGAUGCUCAUGGUACUGGUGUAGCUGGUGCAGGUGGAGUUGGAUCUCCCUAUAGAAAGGAUGGUCUCCCAGCUGGGGCUGGCAUUGGUGGUGUAGCUGGUGCAGAGGGAGUUUGGUCUCCCUAUGGAAAGGAUGCUGUCCCUGCUGGAGCCACUGUUGGUGGUCCUGGUGUUAGUGGUGCUGGUGUAGAUGGUGUAGGGGGAGUUGGGACUUCCUAUGGCAAGGAGGGCCUCCCAGCUGGGGCUGGGGCUGGUGGUACUGGGGUAGGUGGUGCAGGGGGAGUUUGGUCUCCCUAUGGAAAGGGUGGUCUCCCAGCUGGGGCUGGCAUGGGUGGUGCUGGAGUAGCUGGUGCAGGGGGAGUUGGGUCUCCAUAUGGAAAGGAUGGUCUCCCAGCAAGCGCUGGUGUCGGUGGUGUAGCGGGUGUAGGGGGAGUUGGGUAUCCUUAUGGAAAGGAUGCUCUCCCCGCUGGGACUGGUGUAGCUGGUGCAGGGGGAGUUGGGUCUCCCUAUGGAAAGGAUGGUCUCCCAGCUGGGGCUGGCAUGGGUGGUGCUGGCGUAGCUGGUGCAGGGGGAGUUGGGUCUCCAUAUGGAAAGGACGGUCUCCCAGCUAGCGCUGGUGUCGGUGGUGUAGCGGGUGUAGGGGCAGUUGGGUAUCCUUAUGGAAAGGAUGCUCUCCCCGCUGGGACUGGUGUAGCUGGUGCAGGGGGAGUUGGGUCUCCCUAUGGAAAGGAUGGUCUCCCCGCUGGGACUGGUGUAGCUGGUGUAGGGGGAGUUGGGUCUCCCUAUGGAAAGGAUGGUCUUCCAGCUGGGGCUGGCAUUGGUGGUGCUGGCGUAGCUGGUGCAGGGGCUGUUGGGUCUCCCUAUGGAAAGGAUCAUCUCCCAGCUGGCACUGGUGUAGCUGGUGCAGGGGGAGUUAGGUCUCCCUAUGGAAAGGAUGGUCCCCCAGCUGGGGCUGGCAUUGGCGGUGCUGGUGUAGCUGGUGCAGGGGGAGUUGGGUCUCCCUGUGGGAAAGAUGGUCUCCUAGCUGGGACUGGUGUAGCUGGUGUAGGGGGAGUUGGAUCUCCCUAUGGAAAGGGUGGUCUCCCCACUGGGGCUGUCAUUGGUGGAGCUGGUGUAGCUGGUGCAGGGGGAGUUGGGUCCCCCUAUGGAAAGGAUGGUCUCCCAGCUGGGCCUGCUGGAGUAGGUCUUGGUGGUUCUGGUGUAGCUGGUGCACGGGGAAUUGGUUCUCCUUAUGGAAAAGAUGGUCUUCCAGUGGGAAUGGGAGCUGGAGCUGGUAGUGGUGGAGCUGGUUUUGGUAGGUCAGGAUCUCCAUAUGGAAAGGAUGGUCUCCCAACUAGGGCUGUGGCAGGAGCUGCUCAUUUUCCUUUUGGAGGUGAAGAAGUAAUGGGAUCUCGCCAUGGCAGGGACGCUUUGCUGAGCAGAGCUCAAGGAGGAGCAGCAGGCAAUGGCUUUUCCUCAGAAGGUGGUGGUGUCAGUGGGUCUGCAAUACGGGGAGCUGGGUCUCCCUAUGGCAAGGACAGUGGCUCAGCUGGAGCCAGGGCUGGUGUGGGUGGUGUUGGCAGGUUGGGAGGUGAUGAAAGGGAGUUACAUUCUGUCCCUGGUAAAGAAGGUGUGGUAGGUGCUGUUGGACGAGGUGGUGAAUAUGGGUUGGAUUCACAUUCUGGCAAAUCUUCUAUGGGAGGUAAAACUGGAAAGGGCACUGCUAGUGAAUUCAGAGCAUCAGGGAACAAAGGUUCAUCUGAUGACAGAGAUUCACUUUCAGGCCAAAGAGAUGCCAGGAGUGAGGGCAGAGAUUUAGGAUACUUAGGCUCCCUUUAUGGCAAAAAUUCUGCCUUUGGAGGGGCAGGGAGUAAAUCCCAUAACAGAUCUGUUGAUGGGAGGAAUUCAGGUGGUUUUGGUCAAGGGUCAUUGGAUUAUGGUCAGAUGUCAGAUCUUUAUGGUGGACCUCCUUCAAUAAACCAGAGAAAACAGGAACCCAGCCUUGAUAUUAAAGCAAAUGAUUUCUUGAAGAAUACAGAAAGUAUGGGAAAAAGAAGACGUUAUUGCCUAGAUGAUCUGAAAGCACCACGCUGUUAUGUCAACAAACAGUUACUUGAUGUCAGAGUCCUUAAAGGGGAACCAGCUGAGCUGUCUUGCACUGUCAGUAAACAUGAAGUGGCAGGAACCUGGUUUAAAGAUGGAUUAAAGUUAACAAACAUGGAUGGAGUCCUUUUUGAAAAGGAAGGUCUAGUCCACAAACUAAUUAUUAACAAAGUAGAAGAUAUUCACGCUGGGAAAUACAGGUUUGAAGGUGGAGAUAUAAAAACUGAAGCUUCAAUUUUUGUUGAAGAUCCUCCACAGGUUGACAAAGUUCUCCUCAAAAACUUAACAAGUGUUCCUACUGUGGCCAAGGCAGGGCAGAAAGUAAAGAUCAAGAUCCCUUUUGAGGGCCGGCUGCCAAUCAGAGCAACGUGGCUAAAGGACAGAAUGGAGCUAGUAGAUGACGCAAGGAUUCGUGUUGAUAAAACAGAGACCUUUACCAUGCUGUCCAUCUCCAGCAGUGAGAGAAAGGACUGUGGGGAUUACCAAGUCAGGCUGAAGAAUGACAGUGGGGUCCUGGAGAUCAACUUAAAGCUUAUGGUAAUAGACAAGCCACAGCCACCUGCAGGACCCAUCAAAAUUGUAGAAAGCUCUGCAAACAACAUCACCAUUCAGUGGAAGCCUCCGAAGGAUGAUGGGGGCAAACCAGUGCAACGCUACAUUGUUGAGAGACAGCAGGUAGGCAAGAAUGACUGGGUGACUUUGGGAGAAACCCCCAGGAGCUGUACUACCUUCACUGCUAACAAAGUGGAACAAGACAGGAGCUACUACUUCAGGGUGAGAGCUGUGAAUGCCGAGGGAACUAGUGACGCACUGGAAUCAGAUGAAGUGAAGGCUGCUGGUAAAGCUUCACCUGGUGCCCCAGAUCCCCCUGAGAUUGUAAGUGCCAGCAGAGACACCAUCACAAUAUGCUGGAAAGCACCUCGUAAAACUGGCAGUUCCCGAAUUGUGGGAUAUAUCGUUCAAAAACGCAAGAAGGGUACCAUGACCUGGCUGCCAGUCAACAAUGUGCCUAUAGCAGACAAAAAGCUGAAAAUGACCAAUCUCAAGAAAGGUCUGCAGUAUGAAUUUCGUGUGGCAGCUGUCAAUGCUGCCGGCAUAGGAGAUGCCAGUGAACCAUCACAGCCUGUCUUUGCGCGGGAUUCCAUGAAAUCUCCAGGUCGAGUGCAGGACCUUAAAGUGAGCAGCAGUGACAGCACUAGUGUCACCUUGACAUGGAAGAGACCUGAAGCAAAAGAUGGGAGUGAUGUGAAAGGCUAUGAGGUGGAGAUGCGGUCUUCUAAGAGCCUCAACUGGACCAAAUGCAAUAAUCUUCCCAUAGAGAUGACCACUUACACAGUGAAAGGCCUCCAAGCCAAAGAGAUAUACUUCCUACGUGUGAGAGCCCUCAAUGACAGUGGCCCAGGAGAAGCCGCAGAGCUUGAAGCUUGCAUCGAAGCUGCUCCCCCUGUAGUUUCUCCCAGGUUACUAAUAGAUGACACAGUGAAAAGCUUCCUGGUUAUAAAAGCAGGAAAUACCAUCCGAGUGAAUAUUCCCUUUGAAGCGUCUCCAGAUCCAGUGGUGACCUGGUUAAAGGAUGGGCUUCCUCUUUCAAACCGGGCUAAAAUAAACACCAAAGAUGGUACCACCCAGCUGCUGAUUGCAGCAGCUGAGUUCGCUGACAGCGGCACCUACACUGUUGAGCUCCAGAAUGGGUUAGGGAGAAGAGAAACAUUCAGCUUCGAAGUUCAAAUUACAGAUAUCCCACAAUCACCUGGACCUAUUCAACUGGAAGAGAAUGUGCCAAAUACAGUGACAGUAACCUGGGAGCCAUCACCAUCUGAGAAAUGGGAAAGUAAUCUCUACUACACAGUCCUGAAACGUGAAUCACAGAAGGGCUUGUGGCACGUGGUGGGUGACCUGAUCUACACCAACAAGUUCACAUUCACCAAACUGAUCCCAGGCCGGGACUACUACUUUAGGGUUGUGGCAAAAAAUAGCCUGGGAGCCAGUGAUCCAUCUGAAACUGUGCAGCCUUGGAGCAUUCGAAAACCAAAGGCUGAAUUUCAAGUCAAACCACAGAAAUACAGGGGAGUGAACCAAAACCAGCCUCCGAGAUUCCUUGUCCCAUUGAAGCCUCAUGUGGUGACUACUGGGAGUGAGUGCCAUAUGAGCUGUGCGGUUGGAGGCCAUCCACCUCCAAAGAUCACAUGGUAUAAGGACAGUAGAGACCUCUCCAAUGAUCCUACCUAUUUUUGCACAAACGACUUUGGUGUCUGCUCCCUGGUUGUCCUGGGUGUCACAAAACAUGAUGAAGGAGAAUAUAUGGUAGAAGCCACCAAUGAAUCGGGCCGUGCGUUCAGCAAAGCCUUCCUCACUAUUAAAGACUCCACCCUGUAGCAUGGCCUUCCUGAGAACAUCUCUGCACUACUAUGUGAAUGUGAAGGUUUUUAUCGAGAACUGGCUCUAUAUGAAGGCUAUGCAUUUAUUUUCAGAUGUGCAUUAUAGUCUGAGUGUUUUAUUUUUCAGAUCCAGUAGUUGCAUUUUGAACAUGAUGCUGCACUGUAGUCAAAAUGGGAAAAAAAGCUUUAAGAGAAUCAUAUCUUUUUGUAAUGAUCAUGGCUUUCCACUAGACCUUUAAAACACAGAUGAGAAGCUUCAGGAACACAGAAGAUAAGAGGAAAAAAAAUUGGCUAAAAUGAAACUUUCCAUGGAGAACACAGGUGUAAGAGAUCAUCCUGCCACACCACUCACCUGCUGUCAGGCUGCAACAAGACUAUUUCUUGACACCAGAGAUCUAUGAAGCUAGCCUUUUAGCUUGUAGUUUUCUAAUCCAGAGCAAUCAUUUUAGAUUCCAUGUAAUUCUCAGCGGGUUUCAUAAUCCUGGUAGAAGCAGUUCUGCAUGUAUUCCACUGCCAGUAGCAGCUAAGUAUAUUAUUUCCCUUAACCUCUAAGUUGAAGAGUAUGUGCCUGAUGAUAGUUUUAUCUGGGCAAGAGAUAAAUUCUCAGAGUAAGCUAACAUGGGGUAGUGCUACUCACAGUGAAAAUGCAUUGAUGGGAACGAAUGGAAAUGUAGAACCAGUUGUAUUAGUCUGAGCAGAUCAAUGCUGUACUUAAAAACCUACUAUAGCAAGUGCUGUAAAAAAGGAUGUAUCAGUCCUAAACUGUCAUGUUAGUAUCACCAUUGGAACAUAACUGCCCCUACCUCAUGACAUUGCUAGAAUGUUUUUGCCUAAUGCAAAAAGAGGUUAAAAAUCUUUCAUGUUUGACCAGAAAUAUGAGGUACCACCAGAGAUCCUCUGCCAUGGCUGGGGGAUUCCAUUACUGAGCGGAGAACAAGACUGGAAAGCAAAAAUGUUAUGAUGACUGUAUGAAUGUUUAGCACUGUAGCCUUACCACCAAAGGUACUUUGACGGCAGCAUCUAGAAGACAGGAGAGUCUAGAUCAAAGACUCAAAGCCACUGGAUCCUCAGACAGCCAGUCAAACAUUUACGUGGGGCUGAAAUGUUCUUUUUGGUUACAUUUUGUACAACGUUGUACAGACAUAGCAACAGUAGAUUAUGAAAUUAAACCAUAAUUCAGUAAAAUCUA